UAGCAACUUAAGUGGCAGUGUUAUCCUGAAAUCCUCAGGCAGCCAGACCGUCUUAGGCUUAGGCAAACCUUGAUAAAAGAGUCCUUAUCCAGGUUUUUAUCUAAGGAAUCCCGAGUAGACUGGAGAAUGGAGAGGCAGCAAAGGUUCAUGUCAGAGAGGGACGAGUAUCAGUUUCAACAUCAGGGAGCGGUGGAGCUGCUUGUCUUUAAUUUUUUGCUCAUCCUUACCAUUUUGACAAUCUGGUUAUUUAAAAAUCAUCGAUUUCGCUUCUUGCAUGAAACCGGAGGAGCAAUGGUGUACGGCCUUGUAAUGGGAUUAAUUUUACGAUAUGCGACAGCACCAACUGAUAUUGAAAGUGGAACUGUGUAUGAUUGUGGAAAACUGGUCUUCAGCCCUUCAACUCUGCUGAUUAAUAUCACUGACCAAGUUUAUGAAUAUAAAUACAAGAGAGAAAUAAGCCGGCACAACAUCAAUCCUCAUCAAGGCAACGCUAUACUUGAAAAGAUGACAUUUGAUCCAGAAAUCUUCUUCAAUGUUUUACUGCCACCAAUUAUAUUUCAUGCCGGAUAUAGCCUAAAGAAGAGACACUUUUUUCAGAACUUAGGAUCUAUUUUAACAUAUGCCUUCUUGGGAACUGCCAUCUCCUGUAUCGUCAUAGGGUUAAUUAUGUAUGGCUUUGUGAAGGCUAUGGUAUAUGCUGACCAGCUGAAAAAUGGAGACUUUCAUUUCACUGACUGUUUGUUUUUUGGUUCACUGAUGUCUGCUACAGAUCCAGUGACGGUGUUGGCCAUUUUCCAUGAACUGCAUGUCAACCCCGACCUGUACACACUCUUGUUUGGGGAGAGUGUGUUGAAUGAUGCAGUUGCCAUAGUCCUUACAUAUUCUAUAUCCAUUUACAGUCCCAAGGAGAAUCCAAAUGCAUUUGAUGCUGCAGCAUUCUUCCAGUCCGUGGGGAAUUUCCUGGGGAUCUUCGCCGGCUCAUUUGCCAUGGGGUCUGCGUAUGCUGUUGUCACGGCACUGUUGACCAAAUUUACCAAACUGUGUGAGUUCCCUAUGCUGGAAACGGGCCUGUUUUUCCUCCUGUCUUGGAGCGCCUUCCUGUCUGCCGAGGCCGCUGGCCUAACAGGGAUAGUUGCUGUUCUCUUCUGUGGAGUCACACAGGCACAUUAUACCUACAACAAUCUGUCGUUGGAUUCCAAAAUGAGGACUAAACAGUUGUUUGAAUUUAUGAACUUCUUGGCUGAGAACGUCAUCUUCUGUUACAUGGGCCUGGCGCUGUUCACGUUCCAGAAUCAUAUCUUUAAUGCUCUUUUCAUACUUGGAGCCUUUCUAGCAAUUUUUGUAGCCAGAGCAUGCAACAUAUAUCCCCUCUCCUUCCUCCUGAAUCUGGGCCGGAAACACAAGAUCCCCUGGAACUUUCAGCACAUGAUGAUGUUUUCAGGUUUGCGAGGAGCGAUAGCUUUUGCCUUAGCUAUUCGGAACACUGGAUCUCAGCCCAAGCAAAUGAUGUUUACCACCACUCUGCUCCUCGUGUUCUUCACAGUCUGGGUAUUCGGAGGAGGAACAACCCCCAUGCUGACUUGGCUUCAGAUCAGGGUUGGUGUGGACCUGGAUGAGGACAAGAAGGAGGAAGAGCCCUCUUCACACCAGGAAGCAAACAACUCUGGCAAAAGCACGACAAAAACAGAGAGUGCCUGGCUCUUCAGAAUGUGGUACAGCUUUGACCACAAAUAUCUGAAACCAAUUUUAACCCACUCUGGCCCCCCGCUGACCACAACAUUACCCGAAUGGUGCGGCCCAAUUUCCAGACUGCUCACAAGUCCUCAGGCCUAUGGGGAACAGGUCAAAGAGGAUGAUGUAGAAUGUAUUGUAAACCAGGAUGAACUGGCCAUGAAUUACCAGGAGCAAGCGACCUCACCCUGCAGCCCUCCUGCAAGGCCGGGUCUGGACCAGAAAGCUUCACCCCAGACUCCAAGCCAGGAAAACAUUUACGAGGGGGACCUUGGCCUAGGAGGCUAUGAACUCAAGCUCGAGCAAGCUCCGGGUCAAUCCCAGCUGAAUUAACGGGCGUGAACGGCGCCGAGGUAAUCACAAGGUAACGCAGGGAUCACUGAGGAUCAAGGCAAGCCGAUGGGGCUGCGUGGAGGAGAGGCUGGGAAGUGUGUGAAGAGCAUAAAUUGGAGAGAUUCAAAACCUUAUCACGUGUAUCCUCUGGUGCCUGCAGAAAUGAGAAUUUAUUAUCAUCCCUCUGUAUUACGCAACUGCAUUUAA
This is a messenger RNA of Physeter macrocephalus (sperm whale), 2271 nucleotides long. It is a transcript of the gene SLC9A9, whose product is annotated as solute carrier family 9 member A9. Bases 127 to 2064 code for a protein of 645 amino acids. The record is from RefSeq and is a predicted model, not a curated record. Gene Ontology annotation, molecular function: potassium:proton antiporter activity; sodium:proton antiporter activity. Gene Ontology annotation, biological process: proton transmembrane transport; sodium ion import across plasma membrane; potassium ion transmembrane transport. NCBI's taxonomy places the organism in Eukaryota, Metazoa, Chordata, Mammalia, Artiodactyla, Physeteridae. Gene Ontology annotation, cellular component: recycling endosome; plasma membrane. The transcript is spliced from 16 exons.